AUGCGCAGCCUGGGCUGGGAGGCGGCGGGUGCGGGCGGCUCCGCGGCUGCGCGGGCUGCAGGCGCGGGGCGGACGCGUGCUCGCGGCGACGCCGUCCCGGCCCGCGCCCGCGGCGCCCCCGCUGCGGCCCGAGCGGCCUGGCUGCGGGAUCGGAGCGCAGCGAUGGCGCGGUCGCGCCGGUCCUGGGCGCAGCUGCUGUUGCUCCUGCUGGCCGGGCCGGCCGCCUGUGCAGCCAGCCCGGCGGACGAUGGCGCGGGCCCAGGGGGCCGGGGACCCCGGGGCCGCGCGCGGGGGGACUCGGGCGGCGACGAGGCCGUGCCGCGCCACGACUCCUCCUAUGGCACCUUCGCCGGGGAGUUCUACGACCUGCGCUACCUGUCCGAGGAGGGUUACCCUUUCCCAACUGCUCCUCCUGUGGAUCCAUUUGCCAAAAUCAAAGUGGAUGACUGUGGAAAGACUAAGGGCUGCUUUAGAUAUGGCAAACCCGGCUGUAAUGCAGAGACCUGCGACUACUUCCUUAGCUACCGGAUGAUAGGGGCUGAUGUGGAAUUUGAGCUGAGUGCAGACACCGAUGGCUGGGUAGCAGUUGGAUUCUCUUCAGACAAGAAAAUGGGUGGCGACGAUGUCAUGGCCUGUGUCCACGAUGACAAUGGCAGGGUCCGCAUACAGCACUUCUAUAAUGUAGGCCAGUGGGCAAAGGAGAUUCAGAGAAACCCUGCCAGAGAUGAAGAAGGAGUUUUUGAGAACAAUCGGGUCACCUGCAGAUUUAAACGGCCUGUAAACGUUCCCAGAGAUGAAACGAUUGUCGAUCUGCAUUUGAGUUGGUAUUACCUGUUUGCUUGGGGUCCAGCCAUUCAGGGCUCUAUCACCCGACAUGAUAUAGACUCACCACCGACUUCAGAGCGUGUUGUCAGUAUUUACAAGUACGAGGACAUUUUUAUGCCAUCGGCUGCCUAUCAGACCUUCUCCUCUCCUUUCUGUCUGCUUCUAAUUGUUGCUCUGACCUUCUACUUAUUGAUGGGAACCCCUUAACCACAGUGGCAGAGCCAACAGAGUCAAUGCAUUAGAAAGCCUUUAGUAUAUUUUUAAAGAAAUAUUCAGUAUUAUUUUAGCUUCUAUUAUGUUAAAAAACAAAAACAAGACACAGAUGAUUCAGCUUUUGGAAAAAAAGAGCAAGCUUCUUUUCUAAUUGAAGAGUGUUGUUUAAUAAUGACCCACAUUUUUUAGAAAGUACUUGAAACUUUUCUAAGCACUCAUUUUCAAAUAUGUUUUCUUACUUGAGCUUUACAACAUGUCUGAGUUAGCUUGACAAAAAUGAUUAUUGCUAUCAUUAUUGCACUGAUUGGAAUUUGAGACCCAAGAAGACACUCUUUUUGUGACUCUUUUGCCAGGUAGCCUUGGCUGCUCACAGUCAUAUAACACAUAGCGAAGCAGAGAAAGCCAGGCUUAGAAACUGUGUCUCUAAACAACCUUCACUCUUCCAACUACAGUUCAAGAGAGUUAUUUGGAGUAAUGCUAAAGAGAACUUCGCUGGACGGCCCAAUUCACAGUCAGCCUUCUAGGCAGAAGAACUUUCAGAUUUCCACAGAGCAUGAAGGUCUUUAGAUAUUUAUACAGCUCAUGAGGAGAAUGAUGGAGGAACCCAAAUGUUGCUUUACUCCAGCUGUCUGAGUUAACAGCCCAUUUAGAGGGAAAGCGUCUAUGGGUGUAUGCUGCUGAGGCAUUCCCAUUGUAGAGUUCUGGAGUCUUCUGGCUCCCCGCCACACCCCACCCCAUUGCUUUAAAGCUGUCUCCAACUUUGUGGGUUUUGUGGUUAAACAACACUGGAGACUGUGAUUUCUAAUGCCAUCCUUGGAAUCCAUGUCGGAGGUGAAAGGCCACUUCCCCUGUGGAAAAGGCUUUCACAUGCUUCUGGAACUGAACAAAAAUGAGGAAAGCAUCCCGGUUCUGUGACUUUGCACAGUUUACCACGUGCAUCCAAGGGAUGCAGGAGAAAUGAUCCUCAUUGCAGAUGGAGAGAGGUCCAGUGUCAUUGAACAAUGGCUUCAAACUCAAGUCAUCUGACUGAAGUCCCAGGCUCCACCUGACUGCAGUGGCCUCAUUACGAAGCCCACCAGCCCCGGCUGAGGAUGGCCUGUAUGUCACCUUCUAAGGUGGUUGUGUAGUGGUUGUGUAGCCGUGAGGACACUGAGUGGCAACACCCACGUUGUAAAUAAGAAAGCAAAUAUUUUUAUAUUUCACCCCCUCGUGUAUAAUAGUUCCUCUAUAAAUAGGUUAAAACUAAAUUGAGACUCAAGCUAGUCUCUGUAGCAGGCAGGGAAAGAAUAAAUUAAGGGAUUUUCCCUCUGCUUACUUUCAAGUCAGGCUAAUUGUUUCAUGAACUGUUUUUCCUUGGAUUACCAGUCUUGCAUAUUUGUGCUUUGAACUUUCAACGAUCUCUCAUUUCCAUUAGCGUAACAUGAGGACCACUUUGAUUACCUGCACUGCCAUCUUUUGUCACCACCCCUCACCUUGCUGGGUCCCAGCAAGACUGAAUUGCUCCCAGUUCUUCAGACCUAAUUUCUCGCUUCUCUUGACAUUCCUGUGCCCAGACAUUCUCCACUGCCUAGGCGUGCUGAACUCCUAUGCAUCUUUCAGGUCACAGCGUUAAGUGUUUCUUCCUCCAAUCCCCUGGACUAAGUGGGUUCAGGCCCCUGCCAAAUGCUCUCAUAGCACACUCAGCUUCCCCGUCAUUUUACUCAUCACACUUUCCUGUAAUUGCUGGCUUGUCCUCCCUGCUAACUCCCUAAUGGAGGGACACAGCUUGUUAUUCAUCAUUGUAACAGACACUCCUACAUAGUAGGUACUCGGCAAACAUUUGUUGAAUGAAUACAUAAAUGAAACUACUUCGUGGCAAGUUUGGUUCACAAAGCUUGUAUUUCACAUAUAUUGCCAGACUGGCCAACAUUUUUAUGUUCUUCCUGGGGUCAUUCUCUUAGCAAACACUGAGCUUUUGUCUUUUGAAACAUAAAUAGAAAGAUCUUUCAUAACAAUGCUGUUUUGCCCUGUAAAACAGAGUUUGACAUUUUUAACAAUAAUCAUUGUUCAGAAAUGAGAAUUUAUAGACCAGGAAUGCAAAACUGAAUUUCACCAUCAUCUCAGAGAAUCAUCAGUUUAUGGACAUACUAAAGUUAAAAUUCUGUAGACUCAAAUUUCAUUAAUUCUUACCUAGCAUAGGAGAAUCAACUUCUAUUUUAUCUCUGUGGUCCUUUUUCUAACAUUGUACUUGUUACAGGGGAGAUACCCAACCAGUGUAUUUUUGUAAAUGCCCAGGUAGAAUAAUAAUAUUUGCUAAAUUUAUUUAGUGCUGUUCUAAGCACUUUACAUGGAUUAACUCAUUUAAUCCUCACAACAACCAGAGGAAAUAGAUUCUGUUUUUAGUCCAAUUUUACAGGUGAAAAAACUGAGGCUAGGCAUUUGGCAUGAAUUACCAGUGCUGGCUUCCAAGGUGGCGCUAGUGGUAAAGAACCUGCCAACCAGUGCUGAAGACGUGAGAAAGGCAGGUUCAGUCCCUGGGUUAAGGAAGAUGCCCUGGAGGAGGGCAUGGCAACCCACUCCAACAUUCUUGCCUGGAGAAUCCCCACGGACAGAGGAGCCUGGCGGGCUACAGUCCAUAAGGUUGCAAAGAGUCAUACAUGACUGAAACGACUGAACAUGUACCAGUGUUGGCAAGGACUUGAGACACCAUUUUAUCCAAUACACUUACUUUAAAAAGGCACAUGCACACCCACUCUCCACACCCAAAUUAGCCAAGUGCUUUUUUCCCCUGGGUUAGGAAGAUCUCCUGGAGAAGGAAAUGGCAACCCACUCCAGUAUUCUUGCCUGGAAAAUCCCAUGGAUGGAGGAGCCUGGUAGGCUGCAGUCCAUGGGGUUGCGAAGAGUCAGACAUGACUGAGUGACUUCACUUUCACUUUUUUUUCCCCAUUAAGCAAUUUACAAUGAAUAGGAGGACUUUUUAUAGUUAGAUUUAGGGAAAGGGGUACAUUUUACUUUCUAUCUUUUUCUUUUCUUAAAAUAUUUUGAAAAAGAAAAAAUAAAGCAUUUUGAUUAUUUUGCCAUUUUAGUGCUUUUUAUAUUAUUUAAAAAUAAUACACAGAUUGGAAAAGAUUAGAAUGUAUUUGUCUUAAAAGCGACUUACCUAAAACCUGGGUCUUCCAACUUAGGGCCUAGUGCCCUUUUCUUGCUUCACUGUAGUCUCAAAGAUGAAUUUGCCAACAUGAUUUCAGACAAAAUGCAGGGGCCAUAUUUCAUUAUCUUUAGUUGGCUUCUGUCCUUAAGGAAAUUGGACAGUUUGGACAACUCAGGGAUAGAUUGCAUCCCACAGAGUUUUUUACUACUGUUCCUGUGAUUAAGUUUACAGUCUAUAUUCAGGAUUUUGUGCUUAAGAGCUAUUAACCCUGAGGCUGUCAUUCUUAGUUCUGGCCUGAGGGUCAGCAAAGAUUUUCUGUAAAGGUCCAGAUGAUAAAUAUUUUAGGCUUUAAAGUCUCUCAGCUGUUCAGCUCUGUCACAGACAAUACAUAAGCCAAUGAGCAUGGCAGUGUUCCAGUAAAACUUCACUGACACAAAUUCAAAUUUUAUAUAACUUUUACAUGUCACCCACAUUUUUCUUUAGAUUAAAAAAAAAAUUUAAUGUAAGAACCAUUUUAGCUUGCAGGCCAUACAAAAAUAGGCAGCAGGUUGGCCUGUGGACUGCAGUUUUCCUACUCUUGCUCUCAGCUAAAUGACCCAGGUAUCAUGAUCAAUUGCAUAGGAUACUGCCAGUAAUGUAAGUUGUUACUGGUUUAACUGUAAAAAUAUCGAUGUUAGUGAGUAAUUUGUAAAAUAAAUUAGAAUUGAUGGAUUGUUAUCUUGAUAAUGCAUUCCCAUUAGAACCUGCAUUCUAAUAUAUUUUCCAGAGUUGAUGUGAGAGAGAGAGCCGGUAAAGUCAGAGCUGGGUGAACAGCAGUUUUAUUUUAUCUAGGUGGAGGCAAUUGUGAAUGGCUUUUACUGUGCCAUUGCUCUUCAUGGUGGGAUUAUAGUUGACCCUUAAAGAUCACAAAGGCUUAGGGAUACUGAUACUGUCCUUUAGUGGAAAAUCCACCUAUAAUUUAGAGUAAGCCCUCCAAAAUAUGUAGUUCCCACGUCUGAGGCUCCUCCUAUCCGUAGUCCCACAUCCAAGGAUGCAACCAGCCUCACUGCGUGUAGCACUGUAAUAUUUACUAUUGAAAAAGAUCCAUAUUUAAGUGGACCUGUUCAAACUAGUUCAAACUUGUGUUGUUCAAGGGUCAGCUGUACAGUGUUUCAGACUAAUGUAUUUUCCUCUAGACAAUUUUUAAGUAUUACCUAAAUCUAUUACAUUCAUGGGAUGGGAGUGUUUUACACAUGUGACUAUGGCAUCACCUUCUGUAUCAUAAUGGAAGUAUGUUUGAGAACCACACAAUAGUCCAAAUGCUGAGAUGGGAAUACUUUACUGUAUAGAAUUGCUCUGUUCUCUAAACAGAAUUGGUUAUGUUUAGUGAACAGUUUGAUUAUUCUCAGUGUGUUUGUAUAUACAUUUGUGCAUAUGUGAUGAGCACUGUGUUUAUACAUAAAUGCCAAUAUAUAUAUACCAUUUGAAAGUCUUUGUCAGGAUUGUGUCUGUUUCUGAUCUCUUAAAUACUUUAAAACUCAAGAGGUAAAACAUUGUGUGUAUUAUAGGCAAAACUACCCUUGAGUUUACGGUAGUUUAGUUUGUAGAAAGGAUUCCUGGGUCCUUUAUUAAACUUUGCCUCCUCCACUCAACAUUCUAUGACUUGUUAAGAAUGUAUAAAGUAUCAUUGUUGAGUUUGACUUUUCUAUACGUUAGUUAAGAAACUAAGACUAGUGUGAACUGAGUAAAUGGCAUGUUGAUGCAACCUAUCCAUGUUUUAUAUUUAAUUAGAUUCCUUAUUCAUUUAAUCAAUUAUUUAGUUUCAAGUUAUACUUGGUUGCUUUUAUAUUUAAUAGAUAAUUAUACAUUCUUUUUCAUGAAAAUAGUGGCUAUUAAUGUGAUUUUAAAUAUGAUUAAAGAUUUAAGUGAAUCAUCAAGCUCUUUGGGAUUUUUCACUUCAACUAUGCUGAUAUUCCAUUAAUGUUUUCUGUUUCCCCUGGAUAUUGGCCAUUAGGCAAAUAGCUAUUCCAUUCCAUUCUUCUGGAGAGUGAUCAAUUCUGUAGGAUUAUGGGGUGUUGUGGUGGUUGUGGCAUUCACCCAGAUCAGUAAAGCCGUUAUCUUUUCAUCAGAUAGAAUGUCCUGACCACCUGGAAGUGUAAAUGCAACUUCUCCACAUGCCUUAUUCCCCCAGAUGCGCUAAUACGCUGGAACAAUCUGGCUCCAGAAGUGUUAAUAGUACUUUUUUGAGACUUGUCUAUCAAAUACUAUUUUGUAAGAACUAUGCCUUUAAAUAGACAUUGAUGGGUUAUAUUUGUUUUAUAAUAAUUGUGUACCUAAUGUUCACUUGUGAUUGAUUUUGAGAUUUAUGUAUAUUUAUAAGCCUGUCCUAUGUGAAUUUUUAUUCUAUGAUGUGUGGUACCUUACUAAUAAAGACAUGGAUUUCUAUUUAUGUAAAGUAAUUGUAGCAAUAUUCCUAGAUGCUUCCUAAGUGAUUGUUCUGCCCAUCUGACAUCACAAAUACUCCAAUCUUUAGAGGAUUAUGUUAGAGUUAGAAUAUAUUAACUAGAUUUAAACUUUAAAAUAUGGAUUCUCAACAUGGUUUGAAAUUCUUCAG
This is a messenger RNA of Dama dama (fallow deer), 6761 nucleotides long. RefSeq names its product ferric chelate reductase 1 like (gene FRRS1L). Lineage: Eukaryota; Metazoa; Chordata; Mammalia; Artiodactyla; Cervidae. Gene Ontology annotation, biological process: regulation of glutamate receptor signaling pathway. The record is from RefSeq and is a predicted model, not a curated record.